AUGGCUCGCUUCGGAGAUGUUGAGUAUAUCAUACCAUAUAGGAAGGCUGUCGGAUUCGCCUUGGCCUUCACAGCCCGGUUUAAAUCCGCAGCUCGCAUCAUGGAAGCGGCUAACGCGCCCAACAUUGUCUGCCGCGAGCUAUCCUGUAACAUCGUCACGAGUGCUCCUUAUCGGUCAGACUACGGUGCUGAAUGGGCUCGGUUGAACGGCUCUCAGCUGCUCCACGGCGGCAACAGCCGUCGUAACUCAUUCACGCAGCGGAAUGCCGUCUACGGGGGGCAGCGUCCCCGGCUGAUGUCCACUGCUACGGUCACUUCUCAAGGUUCGCCCCGCUGUGCCUCGGGCAGUACGCCCUCAGCGGCGAAUGCUGUCAUGAUGCAUCAGCUUGCUUUGCCUCCCAACUACUUCACGCCUGGCAUUGGAAACAACGGUAACUUCUUCCCUCCGCAAGCCGCCACCGGCGCGAAUGCUAUAGCGCCCACGGGUUCUGUCCUCCCCGUCGGGACUAUUGCCCAGUCUCCUGCUCAACAAUACCAUCCAUGGUAUCAUGCGCAGGCGCCCGGAGUUUCAAUGCCGCCUUAUCCUCACAUGCACGCCAUCGUUUCUCCGAAGGAUCUGGCCGCCGUUCCUGAGUCUGGUGCUCGCGCCAGCCAGGGCACUGAGAAGGGAGCUGUAAGCAUUGCUUCGACGAACAUGGCACAACGUCGUCCUGAGCCGUAUGGAGGCGGCAAUCUCCCCGAAAUCAAGCUUAAAGGCGAGCAUGUUGAUGUUGCCACUGAUACGGUCAGAACUCUAAGCAAGGCAUGCACGGUUUGCUUGCCUCGGAGCCCAGAACAGUCGUCAGAGAAUGCCACGCCGAAGAAGAUGAAUGCUGAUCGCCGCGAAGCCACCCAGAAGGCCAAAUCCUUUGCUAGCAACGAUGCGAAUAACGACAUUGGCAACGCUAUUGUUGGGACGCCCAAGGCCGCCACGGAUGAAGUUGCCGUCCUGACUACCUAUGCAUCUAUGUUGAAGAUUAGCAGCAACCAGCCUUCUCCUGCCAAGAUGUUUGACCAGGGUUCUGUAGGGUCAUCUGCCGCGCAGACUCCUACCCAGGUCAAUUCCUCUCGUUCCAGUGAGAGGGCCCCGGUUGCACGGGCAGACGAUCCCUUCGUCACCACUUCUGUUCACCCGCCGGGGGCCCAUGUCGUGCCCUUGGAAACGACCUCUGAUGAAAGCGGAAAGCCAAAGCCGUUGACGACAGUUACUCCUGAACCCUCUGGCCGCCGAUGGCGUCAGAGUGAAAUCUCCGAUGCGGGCGAAGGCGAGGAACCCAUAAUCGCCAGCAGCUGCAGUCAACAUCAUGUUGGUAGACAGCAAGAGAGGUCUUCGAGCAUACCGCGCAACUUCUCUAAGUCUUCUGUAGUACCCAAUGAAAAGUCCAGCAAGAAGAAACUCUCGAAGAGGAAGAAGAAGAUCGCUGGUGGAGACAUGCUUAGAACCGGUACCACUCAGCAACCUGGCGUCGACUCUGCUGGCAACACCAAGCUCAUCUCAGCCACCUCGCCUGAGCGCAUCGGACAUCACCCUGACAAGCACCUCCUUUCGCCGGUCAAGAGGAUGAGUAAAGGGGGCUCUACGUCUCAGUCGUCGUCCAAGCGACCUCAGGACGACAACGACAAGAAAUUUCGCCAACAUGAUACUACUGGCCAUCCUGAUAUCACUAUCACUUCUGUCGAUGCCGAUUGUUCUUCUGAUAACCAGGCACACCAGGAGGCUGUUGAUUCAGCUCAUGAUGCCGGUGGUUCAGAAAAGCCUGAGGCUCUCAAGAUUCAUGUGCCCGACUCGUCAAUGGAGCUUCCAGUCGCUUCGUCCCCGGCCACCGUAGACGGAAGCAGCGUCGCAGAGUCGUGGCACUCGGCCAAGUCUCGCCAGACCAGCGUCGAGUCCCUCAAAGCUGGGGACAAGUUGCGCGGCUCGGCCAACCAGCCCAACACGCCCCCGGGUUCGAGCCGUGGAGAAGCCUCGUCGACGCCUCGACGUGUUGUCAGCGCUGGAAGUGCUCUCAACCCCAAGGCUCGCGAGUUUGCAUCGCCCGCCGUGGGUCUCCUCAAACGAGCUUCCGCGGUUGACCUCCGCGGCCUCGUUCCCCUGGGCCUGGGAGCCCAGCAUCGCGUCUACCACCAUCAGCACCAGCAUCAGGGCAGCAUCGUCUCAGACACGUCGUCCCACACCGCCACGCCGGGCUGCACUCCCAGGAACACAAAGGGCCGCAAUCGCAGAAACAGCGAAAGGGAUCAGUCUAUCUCGCCUCCACCCGGGGCGAAGCCUUCAUUCGCGCUCCGCCCGGCCGCCAAUUCAUACGCGCCGUCAACGCGCGCUCCUUCGCCCCCGGGCAACGCCUUCUCCGCGCAGCAUGCGUCCAUCGAGGAGCAACUCAACCACACGCGCCACUAUGAGGGCGGCAAAAAGGGUUAUCAGCCAGAGAUCUCACACCAACAGCGUCACAUGUUCAGACGUUGCUCGGUCGCGUCAGCCGAAGCAUAA
Verticillium alfalfae VaMs.102 is the source of this 2526-nucleotide messenger RNA. RefSeq lists its product as hypothetical. Lineage: Eukaryota; Fungi; Ascomycota; Sordariomycetes; Glomerellales; Plectosphaerellaceae. The transcript is spliced from 3 exons. The record is from RefSeq and is a predicted model, not a curated record. The coding region runs from base 1 to 2526 and encodes 841 amino acids.